Messenger RNA from Aspergillus homomorphus CBS 101889, 2049 nucleotides. Its product is annotated as anaphase promoting complex subunit CDC23. The record is from RefSeq and is a predicted model, not a curated record. Gene Ontology annotation, molecular function: protein binding. The transcript has 4 exons. Bases 1 to 2049 code for a protein of 682 amino acids. NCBI's taxonomy places the organism in Eukaryota, Fungi, Ascomycota, Eurotiomycetes, Eurotiales, Aspergillaceae. Gene Ontology annotation, biological process: cell division. Gene Ontology annotation, cellular component: anaphase-promoting complex.
AUGGCUGCUCAAUUUACAGACGAAAAUAUCAAGGAGCUGAAGUUCCGCCUCGAAGAUGCGGCGAUCAAGUGCUCCGAACGAUGUCUCUACCAAUCAGCCAAAUGGGCUGCAGAGAUGCUCGAUUCGCUCGUCCCCGUUGACCAAUAUGAUACAGACCCCGACUCGCCCAUGGACCUCCCCGAUGCUCCGCCGACUCCGCAGAAUCCCUACCUCCGAACCCAAGAUCCCUUAGAAGCUGCGCUCGAGGCGCAGGAGUCUUACAAAUUUCUCCUUGCGAAGUCAUACUUCGACACCCGCGAAUACGACCGCUGUGCGGCGGUCUUCCUACCCCCGACUAUAUCUCCCAUCCCUCUCGCGACGGCGUCGCCGAACCCGAAACAUCGACAGUCGUUGACUCCGCAAAAAGGUAAAUCUAAGGCGUCUCCGUUCUCCGGGUCAAAAGAACACGGUGUGACCAGGAAUCCAUACCCCAGGCUCAGCCAGAAAUCUCUCUUCCUGGCCUUGUAUGCCAAAUACCUGGCAGGCGAGAAGCGCAAGGAUGAGGAGACGGAGAUGGUACUGGGUCCUGCUGAUAGCGGCUCCACGGUCAAUCGAGAAUUGCCAGAUCUGGCUCGAGGGCUAGAAGGCUGGUUCGCCGAGCGACGGGAGAAGGGGCUGGAAAGUAGGAAUCAGGGCUGGUUGGAAUACCUGUACGCCGUGAUACUCCUCAAGGGACGGAACGAGGAUGAGGCCAAAAAAUGGUUGAUUCGAAGCGUGCACUUAAACCCAUUCCACUGGGGCUCAUGGCAGGAACUGAAUGACCUACUGGCCAGCACGGAAGACCUGAAACAAGUCGUCGAUCUUCUCCCACAGAACAUCAUGACCCUCAUUUUCCAUGUCUACUGCAGCCAGGAACUAUAUCAAGCCACCGAUGAUACUUAUCAGGCUCUCUCCGAGCUGGAGACAAUCUUCCCCACAAGCGCGUUUCUCAAGACGCAGAGAGCGCUCCUCUACUACCACUCGAAAGAUUUCGAAGCAGCAUCACAUAUAUUCACAGACAUACUCAUCACCUCACCCCACCGUCUCGACAGUCUAGACCACUAUUCAAACAUUCUCUAUGUGAUGGGCGAGCGCCCACAGCUAGCCUUCGUUGCGCAAGUCGCAACAGCGACCGACAAGUUCCGUCCCGAGACCUGCUGCGUAGUAGGAAACUAUUACUCCCUCAAAUCCGAGCACGAGAAAGCAGUGAUGUACUUCCGCCGCGCCCUGACCCUCGACCGAAAUUUUCUGUCUGCAUGGACCCUGAUGGGCCACGAAUACAUCGAGAUGAAAAACACACACGCCGCGAUCGAAUCCUACCGCCGAGCCGUGGAUGUGAACCGUAAAGACUACCGAGCCUGGUACGGAUUAGGCCAAGCGUACGAAGUCCUCGACAUGUCGUUUUAUGCUCUGUUCUACUACCAGCGCGCCGCCGCUCUGCGUCCCUAUGACCCCAAGAUGUGGCAAGCUGUGGGAUCGUGCUAUGCGAAGAUGGGUCGCAUCGAACAGAGCAUCAAGGCUCUGAAACGGGCCCUUGUUGCUGGCUCAUACUACGCGGAGGAUGUCUCCCAGGUCAGCGGCAUGGGCGGUGGCCCCGCACGCAAGAUCCUCGACCCCGAAACCCUUCACCAGAUCGCCACCCUCUAUGAACGCCUGGGCGACGAGGAGGAAGCCGCCACGUAUAUGGAACUCACCCUGCGGCAGGAGUCAGGGCAGGUGGUCCAGGACGAGGAAGACGCCUCUUCCGACAACGAGAACGACGAUGAUCAAUCCGGGACCGAUGUCCCGUCGAGCUCGCGACGCGCGCGCAAAUCGUCGACCAGGGACGAAGAAGAGGAGGAUACCUGGCACGGCACGGGAGUCACUGCGACCACGUCCAAGGCGCGGCUAUGGCUCGCCCGGUGGGCGCUUCGGGGCGGCGACUUGGAUCGCGCAGAUCAGUUGGCGGGCGAGUUGUGUCAGGAUGGCGUGGAGGUUGAGGAGGCGAAGGCUUUGAUGAGGGAUGUUCGUGCUAGAAGGGAGGGCGGUUGA